This is a messenger RNA of Dendroctonus ponderosae (mountain pine beetle), 1387 nucleotides long. RefSeq names its product nuclear transcription factor Y subunit gamma (gene Nf-YC). The record is from RefSeq and is a predicted model, not a curated record. The coding region runs from base 362 to 1330 and encodes 322 amino acids. Gene Ontology annotation, cellular component: nucleus; CCAAT-binding factor complex. NCBI's taxonomy places the organism in Eukaryota, Metazoa, Arthropoda, Insecta, Coleoptera, Curculionidae. Gene Ontology annotation, molecular function: DNA binding; DNA-binding transcription activator activity, RNA polymerase II-specific; protein heterodimerization activity. The transcript is spliced from 9 exons. Gene Ontology annotation, biological process: regulation of DNA-templated transcription.
AGAGACGUAGAGCUGUAUAAUUGAUUUAUAGGUUACUUUGUUGUCAAAUAAAUGUAAUGGCUUUGAAACUGAAACUGGAAAGUGGUAACGAAGCUUUAAAAGAAUAUUCGGAAACAGUUUCAUUAGGAGAUUACAGCGCCUACAGGAAGUCAUUAAAAGUCCUCCAGAAGAACGUAAACGAAUACUUGUCUGCUCUAGUUGCAAACGAAUCAGGGCCCAUAGAGAAGACACUUGAACUUGACUCAGAAGGAUCUGAUUCUGAAGAGGCCUCAGCUAAACGGGCUCUGAGCAGCGACAGAGAACUGCACAGGCCCAAAGCUCACAAAAAGGCCAAAGAGCAGUAACAAGUUCUUGGUACAACAUGGCUACAUCACUUUUUUUUGUAAAUGCAGAUGGAGCCGAAGCUGACACCAAAAAUGAAGGUGCUCAGGGUGACGAUCAAUCAGCGCCGGUUACCGAAGCCCAACAGGCUUUAUCAGUAUUUUGGCCUGAAGUGAUAGAGGAAAUAGAUUCCAUUCGAAAUCUUGAUCUGAAACAGCAAGUGCUGCCCCUGGCCAGAAUAAAAAAGAUUAUGAAGCUAGAUGAAGAUGUGAAAAUGAUUAGUGCAGAGGCACCGUUACUCUUUGCAAAAGCGGCGGAAAUCUUCAUUCAUGAGCUUACCUUAAGGGCCUGGAUCCACACAGAAGACAAUAAGCGAAGAACUCUGCAGCGAAAUGACAUAGCAAUGGCCAUAGCAAAGUACGACCAGUUCGACUUUUUAAUCGAUAUAGUGCCGAGGGAAGACAUCAAGCCAGCUAGAAGAGAAGAAUCCGCAAGAGGCACCACGGAUCAGGUGCACUAUUAUUUCCAGUUAGCGCAGCAGCACCAUGCAAAUCUUCAAAAUAGUUCUGCAUCGAGUACAGGCACCACAACCACUGCAACAGUGACGCAGCCGCAGGGCACGAUCCAGAUUGUUCAGCCGCAAGUGCAGACUGUGCAAGUCAGCGCGGUGGAGAAUACCUCCAGCUCGGCAGGCACUGAAUCUACUCAAACGCCCAUUAUUCUGCAGUCAACUGGGCAAACAAUUUCGCAAAACCCCGUGGGAAAUGUGCAGAUUAUCCAGCAGAUCGUCACGCCAAACGGCGAAAUUCAACAGAUUCCCAUUCAACUCACGCCUCAGCAAUUGCAAAUGAUCAAGCUGCAGCUUCAGGGGAGCAGCUCGCAGCCGCUAAUCAUCCAAGCACCAAUCACGACAAAUACCUCGCAGCAAGUGGUCCAAGUGGCUCAACAAAACGGAGGCUCCCAACAAGUGUUCUUAACCCAGACAAAUAACGCCGCCGAAAAUGAAUGAUUUCAAACAUAAGGAACAAAAAAAUGUGUUUAAGUUUAAAUAGAGCGCUGAAAAUCU